Molecule: messenger RNA, 353 nt
Organism: Brassica oleracea var. oleracea
Lineage: Eukaryota; Viridiplantae; Streptophyta; Magnoliopsida; Brassicales; Brassicaceae
Product: NAC domain-containing protein 69-like
Exons: 2
Coding region: 12-353 (113 amino acids)
Source: RefSeq, a predicted model, not a curated record
ACUAUUUGGUCAUGAGUGAUUCAAACACAGUCGAAGCGACUAACACACCGCCUCAAGUUGAGCAGGCAGGUCAAGAAAGUUUAUCUGGCUUCUCUGUGAACGAUGUGAUAAUGCUGAUGAACGAGCAAGAGGAUCUAUCUCCUUGGGAUACACUGUGUCCAAUUCCAAAUACGUUGUUCAUUGACAACAACGACAACACUAAAGUGCAGCUACAAACUACUUGCUUAGCACAAAACGAUGAUGAGGAUCUUGGUGCAUUCACGCAGAUAGAAUCUUUGCUUGCUGAUCAUCAAGAAUUCAUAACGCAAGAGAACUGUGAGGAGUACAUGCUAAAAUGGUCUUGCUUAUUGUAG